AAUAACGUCAGUGGUAUUCAAAAAAAAAAAAAAAACACAUGCAUAAAUAGUCGCAGAAACCAAGCGAUCGAAAGCUUAGAAAAAAUGCAGAACCAUGGCAUCGAAGAGGAGCCAUCGUCCAAUAUACUUUCCACCCACAACCUAGUCCUUCUGGUCGUUUUGGCCUUUCCCAUAAUCUCCCUUCUCAACAACCAACUUUUACGUUAUUCCAAGCCGUUCCUGUGGUGGCUCAGAACACCGACAAAAAUGGAGGAGCGCGUAAACGACGGCGACGAUUUCGACUGCGUUAUCUGUCUUUCCGAGGUUUUGUCGGGGGAGAAGUUUCGGGUUCUUCCGAAGUGCAAGCAUAGGUUUCAUAGUGGGUGCAUUGAUGCUUGGUUGGAGACGGGGAAAUGGAGUUGCCCUGUCUGUCGGAGCCCUGUGCCGGCGGCGGAGGCGGAUCGCCGGAACGGCGGAGAAGGCGCCGGGGAUUGGAUUUCGUUGGCUGUGGAUAAGAUUUGUAGCAGGUUUUUGGGGAGUGCGAUAAUGGUGGCUCUUUCGUACCAGGAAUGCUACUUCUAUUUUGAUGAAUGAAUGUGGAUUUCUAGCUUAGUAAUCCUGCGGCUAAAUGAUUCCUAGGUUUAUUACUUUAUUUAGGAUAAAACAAUUGCAUGUACAGUAAUAUAUUGAUUACUUUUUUUUGUAAUGCACAUAAUAAGUUUUUAAUUAUUCAA
Molecule: messenger RNA, 713 nt
Organism: Ipomoea triloba (trilobed morning glory)
Lineage: Eukaryota; Viridiplantae; Streptophyta; Magnoliopsida; Solanales; Convolvulaceae
Product: RING-H2 finger protein ATL64-like
Exons: 1
Coding region: 85-573 (162 amino acids)
Biological process (GO): protein ubiquitination
Source: RefSeq, a predicted model, not a curated record